GUAAGUCUGCACGUGAUGCCUGCGGAGUUAGGGGAGAAGCACCCAGCCGCUUCCUGGGCGUCACAAAAUCUGAGGAGUCAAGAGCAGCGCAGCGGGCGACAGGCGGGAAUGCCUGACUUCAGUCGGAAGGGGGUCUGGAGCCACAGGGGUUAAACACGCGACCCCCCCACACACACACUUGCCGCCUCCCUGAAACGUCCACUCUGCUGGCCAUGGGAAGCCGCGAUCACCUGUUCAAAGUGCUGGUGGUGGGCGACGCCGCGGUGGGCAAGACGUCCCUGGUGCAGCGGUAUUCGCAGGACACCUUCAGCAAACACUACAAGUCCACGGUGGGAGUGGAUUUCGCUCUGAAGGUUCUCCAGUGGUCCAACUCUGAGAUGGUGCGGUUGCAGCUGUGGGAUAUUGCAGGACAGGAGCGCUUCACUUCUAUGACGCGACUAUACUAUCGGGAUGCCUCUGCAUGUGUCAUCAUGUUUGAUGUGACCAACGCCACUACCUUCAGCAACAGCCGGAAGUGGAAGCAGGACCUGGACAGCAAGCUCACACUGCCUAAUGGGGACCCUGUGCCCUGCCUGCUUCUGGCCAACAAGUGUGAUCUGUCCCCAUGGGCGAUGAGCCGAGACCAAAUUGACCGGUUCAGUAAAGAAAAUGGAUUCACAGGUUGGACAGAAACAUCAGUAAAAGAGAACAAAAAUAUAAACGAGGCCAUGAGAAUCCUCAUCGAAAAGAUGAUGAGCAAUUCCAGAGAAGAUAUCUUGUCUUUGUCCAGCCAAGGGAACUACAUCAACCUGAAAGCCGAGACUCCCUCCAGCUGGGCCUGCUGCUAGUAACGUUGCCUUGUUUGCCCUCCUGGUUCUAGGGGGUCUUCCCAUCUCUUCCCUUUGAUUGUCUCCCCCAGAAGUUUCUUUAAGUGCAUUGAACUGUCCGGUUAGGAGGACCACUAUCACUUAGAAAAGACUCCUGCGUCCUCUGGAAGUUGGUCCUCACGUGCGGCUGGCGCACUGGCCCCACCAGUGCCUUCUGAAUAAGAAAGGGUGUCUUCUCCCUCCAUCAGUGAUCAGGGAUUUUGUGAGAAGGAUUAGAAGUCAGCUUCUGUGCUUUAAGGACCAUAAUUCUCACCUGAUUAUGACCUUACUUUUUCAUUUGAUGCAUGUUAAUAUCCCCAUCUAAUAACUUCAGAUAGCAAAGAAAAUGAGAUGCAAGGUUAUUUAUUUCCCAAAUUCCUUGUCGGUCAUUAUUUUCAGGUUCUUUCUGUCUUGGGCUCUGAUUCUGAGAUGCUAAAGGAGGGGGGAUACAAAAGGAUAUCUGGGGAUCUUAGACUACUGGAAGACACCUAAAAGUCACUAUUUCUGAAGCUUGUAGUCAUAGUUAGAUAUUUUUUCCUGACUUUAAAGAAGAGUCAGUUAUUUGAAUUACCUAUCAUAUGAUGAGAGCAUUUCCUUCCACAGAAAAAUUAAUUCUCACAUUAGGGUUUUUUUCAGUCUCCCUACCACUGGGGUGAAGGUAGGUUUGCAGGUUUCUGGGUUAACACCUUGAUGCAAAAUGCUGCAAAUGACAUCAGUUGGAAUGGUACCCCCAAAUAGAUCUGUUCCUUGCAGCUCUGGGAAUCUAAACAGAAGAGGGAGAGGUUAACAGAACAAAAUCCUGCGGUGCAACUUGUUUGUAAACACUUUGAAUGGCUGGCACUUUACAGCCAUAGGCAACAAACCCACCUGGGGUGGAGAGGAGACAAAAAAUCAGUAGGUAACUUAAGUGCUAAAUCGGGUAGACUUUUACGUAUCAAAUCACUUCUGGACAGUUCGAUUUGUUAAAUCCUCACAGAAUAGUGAUUUAUAACCUACCCAACUUUAGGGAUAUUCUUAGUGAACUCAGAGACCUAGCGUUCUGAGAGAGACUUGCCGAAAUAAAGUGAUCAGAGAGCCACCUGGGAAGUUUAUUUAAAAAAUUUUAAAAUAAAGUGUUUUAAGAUUUUUGGGUUCUAACCUGAAACCUAAUAAAUCAAAAUGCCCAGGGAUGAAGUGUGGGAAUUUGUUGUUAUUUUUCAUAGCUUCCCCAGGGAUUCUGAACAGCUUCAUUUCCAUUGCUGGAGAGCUUGGGAAAGCUAUGAGAAACCCCACUUGUGUGCUCUAGGGUUCUGGGUGCUGUAGUCCUCCAUAUGAUGCUGACACAUACCAGACUGAAACCCCUGUCCUGAGAGAUAAAUCAGAAACCAAAUAUCAGGGAGCAAAUAGGGGAGCCCCACCAUGGGUGUUGGUUUGGGGUUUUUCUGUUGUGUUGUUUUUGUUUUAUUUGUUUGUUUUGGUUGGUUGGUUCUUAAUACCAAUUAUUAUGACUUUUGCACAGUCUUUCGAGACCUUGAAGUUCUUUUUGGUAUACCUCUUUUUCAGGGAGGGUUUUUAAUGACAAUCAUUCUAAGGACAAUAGAGUAACAAAUUCCCCCUUAUGUGAAGAGAAAAUUGAUUUUUUAUUCACUAGUUUGAACCCCUGCAAAACACAGGUAAAUGGGAAAUAAGUCUUCUACUCAUGACAGCUAUUGGCCUUUAGUGUGACUUUGUUUAAAUGCUAUUUUAUACUGAUAGAUUAGAGUACUGUGAAAUGAAGACUAUUUUUUAAAUACCUGCUUUAAAAAUGGAGAUAAAUGUUACUCUGUUUAUGUCUUAACUUACUAGUACCGAUUGUUUAUUACCUAUUCAGUGCAUGAUGUACUACCCUAAAUACUGCUUGGAAGUAUGACUACUUAAAAAAAUUGAAUAUGUUUUCUUUUCCCAUUUGCUGACUUGGGAUUUAACUACCUUUUCAAGCAUUGCCAGAGGCUGACCUACCAGCCCUUCUGGAUUUCCUCUCCUAAUUGGUGAACAUUAGAGGCCUGAAACUAAUUAAAGAAGAAAUUGAAGUAUAACUAAUUUCUCUCCAUGUCCCUAUCCAUAAAGAAAAGGGAAAGCAAUUAAGAUAAGAAGAAGAAAAUAUUUACAUGAUAAGAAAUGUGAUUAUACUAAACAUAAUUAGAACCUAUCAUUUGGAUGCUUCCUCUUGGGUAAAAUUGUUUAGAACAUAGAUAUUGUUAUGGUCCUUCCCUAAAGAAGGUUCUGUAUUUGAGAUAAAAUGCACCCCCAGCCACUCACCUGGCCUUUGGCUAAAAAGAAAGCGCAAGUAUCCCCUGUACAGUAUUCUGAGACCCAAGGAAGGACUGAGAUCGGAAUUGUGGGGUUAUGACUGCCCAGGUUCCACUUCGAAAAAAUACCUGAGUGGCCAAACAAGCGGGGAAAGAGACCAUUGGCCGAGCAAGGGCCCUCAGCAGUGGCAGCUGGCUGCUAAGACCAUCUUGCUCUUGCUACUAGGAACCAAAACUGCUCCGAGGUCAUUUUCCUGAUUCACGUCCCUCGCUACCACUAAGGCAUGUUUGGAUUUCUCACUUUUGCCUGCUAUCUCAAAAUUUAAUUCUUUUUUUAAAUUUAAUUUUAUUUAUUCUCUUCUGUCCUUAAGACACCAUCCCACUAACAUGAACUUUUCCUGCUUUUAACAUCAUUUAGCGCCAGGGUCAUCACGGUUCAUCCCAUGCAGAAAGAGAUCUUGGCUAUGUAGGGACGUGUUUAUUAAUGCCAAAUAACCCCAAAGCUGCAGAUCAGGUUGAAAGGCGCUGGAAAAUGGUGUGUGUUGGAAACAAUUUCCCUGUGCUUUUUUUUUUCUCAGCCACAAAUACCAGAGUCUUGAGCAUAUACCUGCGUGUCACCUUCGUUGUUAGAAAGGUUCUGCCUUCCUUUUGGCUUCAGACACCAUCUGAAUUCUCUCAAGUUUUAUUUGCAGAUUUUCAGUAUAGUAAUGGCAAUGCCCUGUAUUAGUCAAGGUUCUCCAGGGAAACAGAACAAAUAAAAGACGUGUCUAUGACAGCGAGAUUAGGUGGUAGAUGGGAAGGGGGGGGGGAGAGGAGAGGAUUUAUUGUCGGGAAUUGACUCACGUUAUGGAGACUGGUGCGUCUGCAGAGCUGGUGUCCUAGUUCAGUCCCCAGACUGGCAGGCUGAGAGAGCUGGCAGGAGCGCGGAAGUCCACCAAAUAGGAGAGUUCUUACUCAGGACAAGGUCAGCCUUUUGUUCUGUUUAGACUUUCAGCUAAUUGGAGGAGGCCCACCAACACUAGGAAGAGCAAUUUGCUUUAUUCAGGUUACUGAUUUAAGUCAUAAUCUCAUCCAAAAUCCUCACAGAAAUACCAGAAUAAUGUUUGACCAAAUAUCUGUGUUCCCCAUAUGGCCUACUGAAGUUGACACACAAAAUUAGCCGUCAGAUGCACUUAGCAAUACUUUACUUUUAUGCAGUGGUGCUGCUGCUGCGAUAGCUUUUCUUCAUACUCCAGUUUGAUUCACCCUCAAAGUGCAUCUGAUUAGGAACUAACUGCACGUUAGUGGAAAUAAAGAGGACAAAGCAGAUAGGAAGAGGAAGAAGGUGAGGUAGGCAACUUGGGGUUAAUCAUGAAGGAGUAGGAGAGUCCAUUAGCACUAGAUACCAACGUCUGAGUUGGUCUGGAGCCCUUCCUCAAGUCUGUGAGUUGUGAUCGCCUCCUCCACUCUCUUGGAAAUAAGAAAGCAGACAGUCAUUCCCAUUGUUAUGUUUGAGGGGACAAAUGACUCAAAAUCUGACCGGCUGAAAGGCAGCCAGUUGAAUUUGUAAUAAAACCCAGACAUAACAGCAAAUCUUCUAAUUUCCCCAUCUCCAUUGUCAUUUUGAAUGUUUCUGGGAAACCUUUGGCCUGGGAAACCUAUUUUAGAAAAUUAGCUCAGGCAUUUAGAGAAACAGAAUGGACCUGUUUGGCCUUGAAAUUCAUGGUUUGCAUCAAAUAGAUCUGAGACCAUGCACAAGUGUAGAUUAGAGACAUGUGUGGUGAAAUUUGGUGCCAAAUUAAGUACAUCCUGAACAGUUCCACCUACUAAGAUAUGUCACCAGAGCACGAUCACUGCCACUUAAUUUUGGAUACCUGCUUUCUUGUUUGCAAAUACAGAUAUUUUAACAAUCAUUCCAUUUUUCAACUGUUGCCACUGCUGGUAGCUAACAUUUAUGUGGUGCCAUAAGCCAUAAUUUUAGGACUUCCCAUGAAUUAUCUUUUUUUCACAAAGCCCCUGUCUUAUAUACCUAUGAGAUGCAGUCACGUGAAUCCAGAAACUGGGCCCUCAGCCCUACGCUGCAGUGCCCGUGUGUGCCUGGUGGUGGCAUGCUUGACAUUUUUCCAUAUAACACAUUUUCAGUAUGGUGGAAUAGUAAUUUAUUAAUUGGGUACAUGUGUUUACUAGUAGUUCUAUAACAAAAAAAGAUUAAAUCUACUUAUUAAGGAAAAUGGAGAAAAGAAAUAUCCAAAUGACCUCUCACCUGGUAACUGAAAAAAAAAACGUCUAUUUACAUUUUAAUAAUUUUGCUUUCAAUCCAUUUUUUAAUACAAAGAUUUUCACAUUUUUGUGUUCACAUUUAAACAAGUCAUUUUCCCACGUGCCUUUCGUAUAUCCAAUAUUGCAACAGGACUUGUGGGGAAUAUAAAGAUAGACAAACAGAGGAGAAGGAGGUAAAGAAAGAUUUCUUUUAAAGAAGUAGAACUUUGGAUGGAUACCAAUUGAGAAAGAGGUGGAAUAGGAGUUCAGGUUGGGAGGAAAGAACUCUUUGGAAGUUGUCAGAUUCUUAUGCAGUUUGGAGAGGAUCCAGCCAGUGUGUUCAUCGUGUAGAGCAAUGGGACUAAGGUUAGAAAGAUUGUUGGAAGUUUAUAAAGGUCAUUCAUUAAUUUAACCAAUACUGGCACCCCUAUCAUGUGUCAGGUACUUUGUUAAAUGCAUGGGCUGGAGGCCUGGGGAGAGACAUUUCUGGCCCAGGGAGGGCAGUGCAGAAGGGAGACAGACAUGCGCAAAAACCUCCCGUUGAUGCAGGGAGUGCCGGAUCCAGUGCUGGUAUUGAUGGUGGACAAGGAGAGAGCAGGGCAAACCACAGAAGAGGGCGUGUCAGCUGACUCUUGCCAACUGGAGGGCUACAGAAGGAAAUGCAUUUUGGACAGAAUACCUUUAAUAAAGGCAUGCAGGGUGUGGGAAACCACCUGGCUUGUUCAGAGAACAGUGGAUGCUCCUUAUAGCUGGAGCUGACAGGUAGAGAGGGAGCUGGAAGGUGGAGGUGAGAAAAUAAAGUUAGAGAUGGGGCCAACUUAAGGAGAGCUCCAUGUGCCAUGCUGAGGCACUUGUACUUCCCCUGUAGCAGAGAAUUAUCACAGUUUUAUUUUUUAAAUAUUUUUUUCUUACUGAAAAAUACAAAAAUACAUUACUUUUUCAAAAACAACAUAAAUUUAUAAUUUUAUACUUCUGGAGGUCAGAGGCACAAAACGAGCCUCACCUGACCAAAGUUAAGGUGUUAGCAGGGCAACAUUUCCUUCUAGAAGUGGUAGAGAAAAUUUUCUUAGCUUUUCUAGCUUCUAGAGGUUACUUCCAUCCUUGACUCAUGCUCUUCUCCCCUCCCUCUUUCUCCAUCUUCAAAGCCAACUGCAGCUGGCCAACUUUUUCUCACAUCAUUCUGACCCUUUCUGCCCCACCCCCAUCUACUUUAAGGAUCCUUGUGAUUAUGUUAGGCCAACCCAGAUAAUCCAAGUUAAUCUUCCCACAUCAGGGUCAGCUGAUUAACAACCUGAAUUCCCCCUCCCAUAUUCACCGGUGCCUGAGAUUUGUCAUGCCAUUUUUGGAGGUCAUUUCUGGGCCUACCAGAAAUGGGAAAAUUUAGGAGUAAUGGGGUUAACGAACUUGCCUGGGUCAGUUAGCUGGUCCCAGUAUAAAUAUGAUUUUAAAAUUCAAAUAAUACAUUUUUUAGGAGAUAGAAUACUUCUGUAAUUUCUCCUCUGAAAGACAACUUGAUUAAGAGUUUGACGAUUCUUCCAGGUUUCUGUCUACAGGUGCCUCCCCAGCUGUAUCUCCCUUCCCCUUUAAAACAAAAAAGGCUCCUGCAACUUGCUUUUUGUUUUUCAAUGUAGCUUAGGUAUCUCCCCAUGUCAGAAUAUAUAGUUCUGCCUCCUUCCUUUUAAUUGCUGUGUAGAAUUGUCUGGGUGUAUCAUAAUUUAUGUAAUCAGUUAAUGAAUGCUUAUUUAUUUUUCCUCUCUACAAAUAGUGCCACACACAAUCUCUGUAUAUUUAUAAAUUUAUGUGAAAACUUCUUGAGGAAUACCUAGAAGUGAGCCAAAGAGUGUCCACGCUGUAAAUAUGGUGCCACAUUUCUCUCCAAAAUGUUUAUACCAAAUAUACUCUACACCAAUACACCAAUAGGGUCUGAGGGACCAAUUUCUCUGUAUCCUAAACAAGACUGUUUUAAAUCUUCACCAGCCUGAAAAUGAAUUUUUUUUUUAAUUUUGUCUUUCUUUUGUUAUGAAUGAAUGUUUAUAAAUAUAUCAUUUUUAUUUAAUUUCCUCACCUACUUGUACCCUAUGUCUGUUUUUAUUUUGUUGUCUUCUUCUUAGUGAUUUUAUAGAAGAUCUUGGUAUGUUAAGGAUAUUAAUCUAUCAUACAUUCUCCGAGUUCAUGGAGGAAUUUUUUUAAGCAGAGGAAUGCAGAUGAUCUCCAAUUCAGGAAGUUGAACCUUGUGAUUUUUUGACUUUACAGUGGUCUGGAAACAAUACACAUUUGGUAGAAACUGUACUUUAGAUUUUGAAUUCUGAGCUUGUCUUUGACUAUCUGUGUGCACUAUGAUAUUCUUGCAGCUGGGCAGCACCAGGGCACAGCUCCCAGCCAGUCACACGAUCAAGGACCAAUAACCAAGACUCUACAAACUGUUUUUCACUUCUGUACAGUCGUCAAUAAAUUGUAACACUUUAUUAUAGAAUAAACUUUGUGUUAUUUUGCUGAUG
Molecule: messenger RNA, 7848 nt
Organism: Talpa occidentalis (Iberian mole)
Lineage: Eukaryota; Metazoa; Chordata; Mammalia; Eulipotyphla; Talpidae
Gene: RAB29
Product: RAB29, member RAS oncogene family
Exons: 6
Coding region: 213-827 (204 amino acids)
Biological process (GO): vesicle-mediated transport
Cellular component (GO): Golgi apparatus; trans-Golgi network; vesicle
Molecular function (GO): GTPase activity; GTP binding
Source: RefSeq, a predicted model, not a curated record